Molecule: messenger RNA, 1103 nt
Organism: Xyrauchen texanus (razorback sucker)
Lineage: Eukaryota; Metazoa; Chordata; Actinopteri; Cypriniformes; Catostomidae
Product: zinc finger protein 706-like
Exons: 3
Coding region: 164-394 (76 amino acids)
Source: RefSeq, a predicted model, not a curated record
CUUAAAGCUCUCUUUGGUUGGGUGAUCCAAUUUCUCCCCAUUCAUUUAAAUUGAAGUGGCCCAUCUCUGCUAAAUAACCUCUGGAACAGCACAGCUGUCAUAAGCGUGCUGUAGUACACUGUACAAACUCAUAGUUGCCUGCUGAUCUCUUUUGUUCGCCAGCAUGGCUCGUGGACACCAGAAACUUCAGUCUCAGCAGAAAAACGCCAAGAAGCAGGCAGAGAUCAAGAAAUCCAAAUGCCAUGACCAGAAAACGGCAGCAAAAGCGGCGCUUGUGUUCACAUGUGGCGUCUGCAGGUCACAAAUGCCAGAUCCUAAAACCUUCAAGCAACAUUUUGAGAGCAAACAUCCCAAGAGUCCCCUUCCCCCAGAGCUGGUGGGCGUGGAGGCAUGAACAUACUUGAGACCUGAAGUUGACUGUAUAAAACUUCAUGAUAAGAGUCCUGAUCUCAGGUUUUGUUCAUCAGGAUAUGAUCAGCACCCUUACCUGUGUUUUAUACAUACAACCUCCCCUUCACUGCAGAUGUGAAUCUUGUGGAUCAAAGACUGAUGACGUUUUGCUUCCUCUCUCAACACUGUUUCAGAGCACUUGCCUUGGCUACGAUCAGAUGGUUUCAUUUGUCAUCAUCGUACUGGUGUCAUUUAAAGGAUAAAGAUUCAUUUGUAGAACACGACCAGUAAGUCAAUUUCUUAAAUUGUUCAAGGAUAAUAUAAAUGUUGAAGGCAUUGACAUAUUAGUUAUGCUUUUUGCUUGUUAGAUAAGUGAGUUAAGUGUACAGUAAAUGGAGCUGGGCCAGUUUCCUGCUACUUAAUGAUAAGUCUGGGCAAAAACGUUCAUUUAGAUUUUACUUAAAUUUUCUCAUUUACUAACUUUACGUCCCACAUGAAAACACUUAGUUCUUUAUUCUGUAUGUUUCAAACUGGAAUCUACUGUUUCUCUGAAAUCACUGGAUGUGCCAAGGUAACUGUUUUUAGUUUAAUGAUGCUGCAGGAAGUUUUAUUUCUCCCUGGAAUUUUCAAAGACAAUAUAAUGCCUCAAUGUUUGAUAUUCCUGCUCAAUCCACCUGGUUUCCACACCAAUGUAAUACAUCUUUUUAAUAAAA